UCUAUAAACAUAACAUAAACACGUGAAAUGUCUCCUAACCUCUCAAUCUCGCCGUCAUUACAUUACUCAGAAUCUGUUUGUUAGAUCACUUUCCAUCCAUCCCCUAGAAUUUAGAGUAUUUGUCCCAAGUACGUACAUACAAAAAAUCCGACGAAACUGCAAGGAUAAUUUUAUAGGCUGCUUAUAUGUUCGGGAAAACAUUAUUCACUUACAGACUAUGGAUGAGUUCAUCUGCAAUGGACGUAUGAAUUUUAGUUUUGGUUAGUCCUAUUUGUGAAAUUGUGUUUGGUGUCUUAUUAGUGAAACAGUCAACAGAGUAUAGUGCAAAUACAUCUUUCCUUUUCUUGGUGAAGAGUACUAAUUUGAUAGCAAAAAGAUUUACUUACUGAGAAAUAUUUGAAGUGAAUACCAUGGAUGUCCCAAGAGAGCAGUAUGACAGUCUACUAGGAGGCAAAGAGGAUUUACCAUCUGUUAUUUCUGUGGUAAAAUUUGUAAAUGCAAGAUGCCAGGAGAUUGCUGCACUUACAGAAGCUAUUGAGGAGCCACAGAACAAACACUUGGCAUUCCAGCGAAUGCCAAAACAUCUGCGGAGACGAGCGAUGAGCCACAAUGUAAAGCGGAUGCCAAGAAGACUGAGAGAAGUACACCUGAAUCAGUUGGAAAAAUCUGGACUGCCAAUUAAAGGAAAGAGGCCUAGCCGCAAGUUUCGGCGUAGGCCCAGUAAUCUACUGCAGGAAUAUAACCGCCGCGCCGCUGCGGCUACCUGGCUUGAGACACACAUUUGGCAUGCUAAGCGGUUCCAUAUGGUGAAGCGUUGGGGCUACCAACUCCCCCAAGCACCCACCAACAAGGGCUACCGAGCUUGCUACCGGGCCUCGGCCAAGCAUUGUUUACUCCAGGAUGUGUCAUACCUCAAUUGCAUAGAAUUGCAAGGUCCAGAGGCCAAAAUCUUACGAGGUCUGAAUCAGCUGACAAGCCCAGAGUGUGGCUUGACCUUUGCCGCUAAAUGUACUCUGGAUGGUAUGCGGGAGGGCAGUGUCACACUCUUCAGGUGUGGAGGCUACCCCUCUCAGGCGAUCGGCAAGGUCACAUUUCUGUGGCGUCCAGAAAGAGACAAUUCUGUGCGCACCAUCUGGAUCUGGAGUCACCCUGCCUUCUACCAUGAGUUGCUACAAGAACUCAUCACAGUAUUUCAACUCAAGUUGGAGGAAAGUAAUGAGAUGAAUGUUGAUGCAAAUGAAAGUGAAAUUAGUGAGAGUACAUCUUUAUUGAAAGUAAAGAGAAAUGUGGAAAAGGAAAAAUUAACAAUAAGAAAUGACAGGAAGUUGCCAAGAUAUUCAAAUGACACGAUUGUUAUGGUCUUAAUGAAGAACUCUUUAAACCGGUUUCGACUCACUGGUCCAUUGGCUCAAGUGGUUUUAACUGAGGCUCUUAAGUUUGUCAUUGUUGAUGAUUUCGUCAAACCGGACACCAAUACCGAGACUAUGGAUGUGGAUGAUGCAGAACAACCUCGAUCAUUAUGGUUGUGUGAUUUUUACAAGUAUGACACUCGCUUACAGACUUUACGGAAGCAAUGUUCAUUUUGGGAAAAUGUCCUUAGGAAUGUGAAUUCUGCUAGUGAACUUUCUCCAGGAAUGGUUCUCUCAGCUGUAGUAAUGGAUCCAAGACUGACCAUGCCAUCGACCCGCACCAAGGCAGUUAACAGUGGUGUGACCAAUUUACAACAAGAGGUUCUGAAAAGUUUGAGCAGCCACAGCCCCUUGUGGGAGUUUGAACUGCGUGAGAGAGUCAACGACAGCAAGAUGUCUACUUCACAGUUGAAUGGUCUGCGGUCACGUGCGUUGGUUCCAGGUCUCGCUUCAGCUGCGUGGCUAGGAUCACACAACGUCAGUCAUCUGCCAAUACUGCUGGUGCAGAACAGAGGGCAGUACGAACAAAGUGGGUACGGUAGUGGCUGGGACGUAAUAGUACCAGCUGGAUGGGGCAUACCGGUGUGGUUAGGACUUGUGUACAGAGGAGCCCGUGUGGGCGGACUGCGAGAGACAGAGAGACUAACCCUGGAAACAGUCUCAGGUCCCACACUACCACCUGACACAGAGGCAGGGUGCCUAGACAGUGAACAAGCAAGGAGUGAAAACUAUGAGAAACAUUUCCGUCUGCCUCCUGAUAAACGCCCAAACUACAUAAAACUAGGAGUCAUCGCACCAUUCCAUUGUCCUUGGGAGCGACUUCUACAAGACUGGCACUCAGAGGGAGAUGGUCAAGGCAUCUACGUAAUCAGGAACAGAGGCCAGUUAGACUUCCUAAAGUGCUUGCUAAGCAGGACCAAACCCGUUACAACCUGUGUGUUCAGUGAGAAAGACAAGGCAUGUGGACUCGUGCAAGUGGGCAUUGAGAUGUGCGGAAGGGGAACCCUAGAAAGGUGUGCCCUGAUCUGUGGUAUGGGCAAGAAGGACAUCAGAUUGACAAAGGACAAGACAGGAAAGGGACCCUUUGAACCUAUCCAUGAGGAUGAAAAUGAAGAAAAGCGGAAGAUCCAAAGAGAAGAGCACCAACUAAAGCUAUUGCGACUGAGAAGGAAGAGGGUGAAAGCAAAACGUGAAAUGGAAGAGAAAGGUAUUUUCUCAGUAAAAACGAAAGAGAAGAAGAAUCCUACUGAAAAGUUGGUGCAGGAACAAGCAGAACUAAUGAAGGAGCUGUGGUUACCAAAUGAAAUCAAAAGUGUGAAAAAUUCCAGCAGUCGACCCGUUUUAGGGUUUGUAACAUUUGGUGGGUACUCCUUUAGACAGUCGAAGACAUGCGGGUAUGGCUUUGUUGCCUUGUCAGCCCUACUCAGCGUUCUAGAGCGGAAUCAAGGAUAUUUUCUUGUAAGGAACGUAACAUCGUUGCAGUAUUAUUUUGUUAGAUUAAAACUAUUACUUCCUGUUUAAA
Homalodisca vitripennis (glassy-winged sharpshooter) is the source of this 2931-nucleotide messenger RNA. RefSeq names its product ribonucleases P/MRP protein subunit POP1 (gene Pop1). The transcript is spliced from 8 exons. The record is from RefSeq and is a predicted model, not a curated record. Bases 411 to 2930 code for a protein of 839 amino acids. Lineage: Eukaryota; Metazoa; Arthropoda; Insecta; Hemiptera; Cicadellidae. Gene Ontology annotation, cellular component: nucleolar ribonuclease P complex; ribonuclease MRP complex. Gene Ontology annotation, biological process: tRNA 5'-leader removal.